Messenger RNA from Aethina tumida (small hive beetle), 883 nucleotides. Its product is annotated as structure-specific endonuclease subunit slx1. Gene Ontology annotation, molecular function: 5'-flap endonuclease activity; crossover junction DNA endonuclease activity. The transcript has 4 exons. The record is from RefSeq and is a predicted model, not a curated record. Gene Ontology annotation, biological process: double-strand break repair via homologous recombination. Gene Ontology annotation, cellular component: Slx1-Slx4 complex. The coding region runs from base 34 to 816 and encodes 260 amino acids. Lineage: Eukaryota; Metazoa; Arthropoda; Insecta; Coleoptera; Nitidulidae.
ACCCUAACCUAAAUAAAUAAAAAUAAAUAAAUAAUGGAAGAUAUUCACACAAUUGAACAAUUUUACGGCGUUUACUUGUUGUACUGUAGAAAUCCAAAAUAUUUGGGUCGCACAUACAUUGGUUACACCGUCGACCCCAAUCGACGAAUAAAACAACACAACAAAGGUAAAAAAUUUGGUGGAGCCUGGAAAACAAGCAACAGAGGCCCUUGGGAUAUGGUGAUGAUAAUUCAUGGUUUUCCCAAUGACAUUGCUGCACUAAGAUUUGAGUGGGCCUGGCAACACCCGCAAGAUUCCCGACGACUUAAACACGUCCCCAAAAAGCGGAAUAAUGAGAAAAUGUUCGAUUUUUGCCUCAGAGUUCUGUCAGAGAUGUUAAGAACUGGCCCCUGGCACAGACUGCCUUUGACCAUCAGAUGGUUGAACCAAGAAUAUGCUAAGGACUUCCCUGCAAACAAACUUCCUCCAAUGCACAUGCCUAUCUGUUACGGCUCUGUUGUAAGCAAAAAACUUAAGUCAACAUCAUCACAAGAAACUAUAGAAGACACAAACACAUUCUGUUAUAUUUGUAAUGAUUUUAUACGAGAAAAACCGAUACGCUGCCUUAAUAAAACCUGCAGCAUGUCCUCACAUAUUAUUUGUUUGUCUCGGCUCUUUUUAGAGCCAGGUGAAUUUGUACCUAUUGAAGGAAAAUGUCCAAAAUGUUCGGAAUUAUAUUUAUGGGGCGACCUAGUUCGGAAAUACAAGGGCUGCUAUAACGAUGGCUUCACAAUAAAUACGGACGCGGAGCUAUUUUACGACUCGGACAAUGACUGAUAGUAUUUAUUCUAAUUUAAUUAUUUUGUAACAUUAUUGCUGGCUUAAUAAAUGAUUGUUUGAUGAA